Messenger RNA from Dictyostelium purpureum, 2874 nucleotides. RefSeq lists its product as uncharacterized. Lineage: Eukaryota; Evosea; Eumycetozoa; Dictyosteliales; Dictyosteliaceae. The annotation marks the transcript as partial. The transcript is spliced from 6 exons. Gene Ontology annotation, cellular component: plasma membrane. The record is from RefSeq and is a predicted model, not a curated record.
GUGAAAGCAUUAAAUACAAUAUCAAAUAAUUGUGGAUUUACUUGGGUUACCCCAAUGAAAUGUGGUAUGAUUCCCACCAAUGCUGCAGGUUUAAAUAUAGUUGUUUAUUGUGACUCAAAUAAUAAUAUUAAUGAAAUCCGUUUCGAAUCUACUGUUACAAAAAGAUGUGGCCUAUCCGAUGAUAUUUAUAACAGUUUCCCAAAUUUACAAAAAUUAGUUGUUAAUAAUUUAAAUGAUACCAAAAUUAGUCAAACAAUUUAUCAACAUCCCAAAAUAGAAACAUUCAUUGCUACAACCACAAGUGGUAGUUUUAUUAUAGAUAAUAAUUCAUGGCAACAAAUGGUUUCAUUGAAAUAUUUAACAUUGGUUGGUGUUGUUGGUACUAUCCCAACUUUUCCAUCAACAUUAAUCGAAUUUACAAUAGAGGCUAAAGGUUCAGCCGAUUUAGUAUCAAGAGUACCAAUAGAAAUAUUUACACCAUCAUUAAAAACCUUCUCAAUCUCUUUUUUUACAAAACCAACAAAUCAACCAAUUGUUACACUUAAAGAUUAUGACUUCUUUUCAAAAUCUCCAAGUCUUACUAAAUUUUUCUUUUAUUUUAUUGGGUGCCCUGCCGAAUUUGAUGUUUUAUUCAAUCCACCAUCUUCUUUAACUGUAAUGCAAGUGUUUGGUUUAGAGUUAGUUAAUAACACAUUUCCAUCCAUUCACCAGGUUCAAUGGGAUAAUUUAAAUAUUUUAGUUUUAAAUGCUAUGAAUUUAGGGGGUAAAAUAUCAAAAGAAUUUUUCUAUUUAAAAAAACUUUCAAUUUUUUACUCAACAUCAAAUCUAAAUUUACAAGGUCAAAUUCCAUCAGACUUUACUCAAAAAUCCUCAUUAUCUCAAUUGUUUUUACGUGAUACUGGUUUCGAUGGCACCCUCCCAAGUGAUAUUUUGGAUAAAAAUUUAAAAAUACUAGAUAUUAGAGGUACCAAGAUUAAAGGUGUUGCUCCAGAUAUUUUCCUUUGUUUACCAAAUACUGUUUUCACUGGAGAAGAUGUAAAUUAUAAAAUUCAAUUUGAUAUUGGUUCGGUAUCUAAUAGAUCACCAUGUGUCCCAAGUAUUAAGUCAUUAACAAAUCCAAUAGAUUCAACAACUUAUUCGUUACUUAUUGAAGGUACAAUGUUGGGCUCUUUUACACCAUUUACUUUAGUUAAAAUGAAGAAUCAAUUAUAUGAAGUUGAUUUAUAUUGUCAAACAGCUGUUCCUGCAAAGUCAAUAUCAUGUAACAAUCCAGGUAUUUUUGGAAAUGGUACAUUAACUGUUUUUGCAAAGAAUCUAGCCUCACCUUUACCAAGUGCAACUAUUAAUUUUAAAUAUUCUGAGCCAGUUAUUUCAUCAGUAACUUCUUUAAAAACAGUUGGUGGAAGAAUUACUAUCUUUGGUGCAAAUUUAUGGAUUGGUAGUGCACAAGCUAAUGAUGGUUCAGACUAUAAUUACAUAAAAUUGGUUAAAGGUGAUGGAAGCUCUGUAUCUUGUACCGAUAUUAAUAUCAUUUCAGCUUAUAGCACUUUAUCAUGUAUUUUACCAGCAGGAAUUGAGGGAGGUUUAUUGGUGGUUUCAGUAAGCGGCCAAAAGAAUAUUGAUGCAUAUGCUUUUAAUUAUCAAGGCCCAGUUGUUAAUAGUUUUAUAACCCAACAUAAUAACUUAAUUCCAAAUAGCAAAGAAAUCUCGGUCACAAUAACAGGUUCAAAUUUUUGGAAUGAUCAUAGUUUGGCUCAGGUAUCACUAGAUUCAGUAGAAUGUAAAGUCACCAGUAUCAAUGAUGGUCAAAUUAUUUGUUUAUUCCCAGCCACUCCAUUUAAAUUACCAGAGGGUUUAUUGGAUCUUUCGGUAUUUAUUAAUGGUCAAGGAGCUUUCAAAUAUGAUUUUGUUAGUAUGGUCGAUCCCUUAAUUUGUCCAAAUAAUUGUGGUGAAAGCAAGUGUGACCCAAUAAUUGGUAUGUGUAUGUGUGAAGGUAUUACAUUUGGCCCCGCAUGUUCAUUAAAUACAACAGAAUCAUCAAAUAAAAUCAGUGUAAUAAAUAAUAGACCAACUCUAAUGAUUACCCCAUCACAAUCAACAAAUGAAACCACAUUCGCAGUUUCAUUAGUUUCAAUAGUAGAGGGAAGUACCGAGAUUAUCCUCGAUAGUUGGAGUUCAAAAUCCAUUAAUGAUUAUACAACCGAAUUCACUUAUACUGGUGAUCAAGGUCAAGCUGUCUUUGUUACCAUUAGAAAAAAUAUAGCUACAGGUAAAGAUGAUUUUAUAACCUAUCCAACUAAUAGUUAUACAUAUCAUGUUAGAUAUCAAGCAUCCAAAGACUCUAAUGUUGAUUUACCACAAUUUAAAAUUGAACUCGAACCAUACCCAUAUGAAUGUGCCAGUUUUCCAAUUAAUUUUGCUUAUCCAUCAAGUUCAGCAUCAGAUUUACGUUUCUUUAGUUUAAAUACAUAUAAUGUACAAUAUUUUGGUCGUACACCAAUUAAAGCAUUUUAUAAUAGCGACAAUAAUACAGGUACACUUACAACAAGUGUAGUCAGUAACACUGGUAAUAGUUCUAGAAUCCUUGUACAACUAAAUCAAUACUCUGUUGAAUCUACAGAGUUUGAAUUUGAUUUCACAACAUAUGCAAAUACUAUUCCAAGAGAACCAGUUAUUAGUGGUUGUGUUUUACCAACAAAACCAAUAAAUGUAGAAAAGAACAAUGGUUGGAAAAUUGGUGUAGGUAUUGGUGUAGGUAUUGGUGGUUGUAUAUUAGGUGCAAUUAUAGCUUUACUUAUAAAACAAAGAAUAAAAUUAGAAAAAACUCAAUCAUUACUAAAUAAAAAACUUAAAGAACUUAAUUCUGGUUUAUAA